CUGCUUCGGCUCGGACGUACUGACAAUUUGGCGCGCACGCCGCGUAACUAAACAAAACCGUUAGUCGGAGGUCAUAAAAACACUUCGAAAGCGAAUGCGAGAAACACGCGUAAAAAACAAAACAAACGAACAAAAGUCUAAUGGAACUACCUACGUACUCCCAGUGUGUGGAAGACGAGCAUAUACUUACAUAUUCUAUGCAACAUACAUAUAUCUAUGCAUAAUGGGAAGGCCUGUAACAAUCAUGUAAAAUAUCUUGAAAGGAAAGGAAAUGAACGUGCGGAAAGCAAUAACACAUAAAAUUAGUAUUAGCAGCAGUAAUAGCAGCAAGAAGAGGCAGAAAUAACGAGAAGCGGAACAAGCUGAAGCGAACCGGAGGGCAUUUUGGACGGUCGGCUGUCGCUGUGGCUGUGGCUGCGGCUGAGGGCGUGGCAGUAGGCGUUGCAUAAAGGAAGAGGCAGCGAUUGCUCCAGUUGCGAAACAUAAAAGUCAAUUAAUGUGCAAUUACAACGGCCACUUGUGAAGCUACAAGCGAGCACGCCAACAAGGCCGAGAUUGAGAGCGAGGACAACGUUGGGGCAGCUGCCCGAGACGAGAGAAACGGAUAAGUGAAGGGAGCGGGCAGAAGCAGCAGCAAAAAUUACUGCAAAUUACACGCACCCAGCAGCACUGGCAACAACAACAACAACAGCAGCUAUAAUAGUGGACGCUACCACCACCUACACACUCACAAACACACACACAUAUAUAGUAUAUAUAUAUAUAUAUACACGGAGAAAAUGACUUUCGUUAACAAGCUGAGCAAAAGCUUCCGCUGGCUACGUUGGUCGACAUUGUGCGCCAUUUUGUUUUAUAUGUUUUUCAUUGGCCUGAUAUUGCAUAGCACCAGCUACAAGCUGCAGCACACACAACAGCUCCAACUCAAGUCGCAGGGCCAUAAUAGUCGCGCCCAGCAGCACUCGCCAGAGGAAUUGGAGCAGCAACACCAACAACAACAACACCAGCAAACGAACAGCGCCGCAUUGUUGCUAACGACUCACAAUUUGGGCAAUGGCAAUGCCCCUGCCGCCGCCCUCAUUGCCAACACAAACGCUAAUACCAACGCCAACGUCAACGCCAACGUCAAAGUGAACGCUGCGCUUCAGGAGAGCUGGCGAGCAAAAGUGCAAGCCAAGAAGAGCGGGACAGCGGCAGCGGAGGCAGCGGGCGGCGGCAAAUCUCCCGAACCGGAAACAGUUAUUUUAGCGGCCAGCAAUGUGAAUGAGAAGCAAAUACUCGGCAAGGCAUUCAAACGCGCUGAUCGUAAUCACGACGGACGUCUGUCCAUACAAGAGUUGGGUCAGUAUAUAAAUCGGCGCAUAGUGGAGCAUAUUGACGAUGCCAUUAUGAAUAAUGCACGUGAAUUUCGACGUGUGGACAUUGCGCCCGCCGAUGGCCUUAUCACGUGGGAUGAAUAUCAUCGCUUCUUUUUGCGUGAGCACGGCAUGACGGAGGCGGAUAUCGAUGAGCAUGACGAGAUAAGACACACGGCCCUGAAUCGCAAAGCUCGUGAGGAUAUGAUGCGCGAUAAGGCGCGGUGGUCGGAGGCCGCACGAACCGAUCUAUUCACGCUCACAAUCGAUGAGUAUCUAUCAUUUCGACAUCCUGAAUCGAGUGUAUCUAAUUUACUGGAGUUGGUCGACGAUCUAUUGCGACAAUUUGAUCAGGAUGGGGAUGAUCAGUUAACUCUGGAGGAGUUCUCGGAUCUAAAUGUGGACGACGAUGACGAUUUGAUGCGUAAAUCGCUCAUCUCGAAGACGUUGGUGGAGCGUCGUGAGGAAUUUAAGCGCAUCAUCGAUAGUAAUCACGAUGGGAAAGCGGAUCGGGGAGAAUUGCUAAACUAUGUGAAUCCGAAGACGCCGCGCUAUGCGCUCCAGGAGGCGGCCACUCUAUUUAGUCUGUGUGAUGAGAACAAGGACGAGUUGCUGACGCUCAAAGAGAUGACUGACAAUGCAGAGAUAUUUUUGCAAUCAAAAAUGAUAGAUACGGCCAACAGUUUUCACACAGAGUUCUAGUUUUAAUCUGAAUGUUAAUUACUUUUUCACAAUUUCACUCGCGACCGUCCCCGAUAGUCCCGUUCACAACGUCUAUAUGCUAUAAUACGAAUGGUAGGACGAAUUUGAAGUACCAAUCGUGUUUACUCUUUGCGCAUUUAUAGUGAUAUUAAUUUGUAAGUUGUUGCACUCAGAUGUUAAUACACAAUAGUAGUAGUAUAAUUUUGUUAGAACUUUGUACUCGUAUCUUUAAGAUUACUUUGUCAAGAGGUAUAAGCAAUGAUAAGCAACUCAUUCGAUGUGUGAUGCUAGAACAGAACAGAAAGGAGAUUAAAAUUCAAUACUCGAAUUAAAUAAAUACGUAAUUUUAUGCAACUA
Molecule: messenger RNA, 2411 nt
Organism: Scaptodrosophila lebanonensis
Lineage: Eukaryota; Metazoa; Arthropoda; Insecta; Diptera; Drosophilidae
Gene: myd
Product: 45 kDa calcium-binding protein
Exons: 4
Coding region: 780-2054 (424 amino acids)
Biological process (GO): calcium-ion regulated exocytosis
Cellular component (GO): endoplasmic reticulum
Molecular function (GO): calcium ion binding
Source: RefSeq, a predicted model, not a curated record